Molecule: messenger RNA, 7704 nt
Organism: Lymnaea stagnalis (great pond snail)
Lineage: Eukaryota; Metazoa; Mollusca; Gastropoda; Lymnaeidae
Source: the annotation of a GenBank genome assembly
AGUUCUCUUGCGAGUUCUGUGUCACCUCAGGCCUGGUGGGGCAUGCGUAUAAACCAGCUAUUGUGUAUUGCAAACUCCAGGUGAAAAUGCUCCCCGUUUAGUACAUAUAGGCUUCUUCGUGCGAACACUGGUCAGACGCGAGAGUAGACCCGAAGCACAACACACAAGCAUUAGGAGCUUGGGUUAAUAUUCUGAAACAAUUCUAAAACUCAAAACAGCAGAAAUCUUAAAGAUUUCAUCUCAAAGAACGACUUCAAACGAUUAGAAAAGUUCAUCACAAUGCAUCAUAUACGGAGCAUUUUUCUUGUCGCCGUGUUGGUCAGUGUCGUCUCCGGCCAACGGUCGUUGUAUCAGGGAGGCAAUGAUGAAACGCGCAAGGUGCCCCUCCAGCAGCCGCAACAGCACAGACCGGCGCCGAAGCCUCACACCUUCCCAGACCCCCCAACACAGAAGCCACAGAGACCUCAGCAGAAUUUUCUAGAAGACAAUUAUGGAGCUGAGGCUGGGUGUAAGGACCCGUGGACCACAGAGUGGACAAGAGAUCCUAAUGAUUGCACACAGGUGAGUGUCAACUUUAACAACCGUUGAGGCCUGGGCAUUCUGCUCAAAGUCCUCAUAGUUAUUUAUAGAAAUAGUUGAUAAUGCUAAGGUGCAAUUCUUGGUUGGAUUGAAUGAAUAUUUUGCAAUAUAAUUGGAUUUCUUUUAAAGCGGCUAUUAUUCAUACCAAGAAAAUACAUUAGGUUUUUUAUCAUUGUAAUUAGUGUUUGGAUUAUUAAAAUUUGAGAUGCAUGAUUCCUUUAUAAUUUUGUUGUUGUUGUACAAUCAGGGUUUCGACUCCAGCACCUUCACUUCUAUAUUAAUAAGUCAAAAAUAAAUAUUUUUAUUUAUUUAUUUAUUUAGGCAUUUUUAUAUAACGCUUACCUUCAUUAAAAACAAGUAAAAUAAAAAUGAAAAAAACCAGAGACACUAGGAUAGUAACUACUAUACUAUAGAAACUAUUGAAAUGGCUAUAAAACGAGCACACUUUGGCACUAAUAUUAAGCCCACUACUUGAAAAUUAUGAUCAUGUGAUAUUAUUCUAACUAAUAUUAGUUAAGAAAAUAAAUAACACAUCUUAACAACAAACAAUAUAGAUACUAAAUAGUAUAAUUUCUAUAUAAUUCAAUUUUAGAUAGUUUUGUGUGCCAGUAAAUCAAUCCACCACCUCAAGACACAUAGAUUAUUAUAUUAACGAUACCAAAUAUUGACUUGAGGAAUUUGAAAGUCCAAUGGUAUAAAAGAAACGAUUUAUUUACUCCUCCGCCUUAAUUUAGGUCCAUUUCUGUAUACAAGGCAAGAAGCAGUGGACCAUCAACUGUAACGACACGAGAAUCUGGUCCAAUGUUGGUCACGCUUGCGUGGAGCCAAUGUCUCAGUGGGAUGACUGUAAUCAGGUCAUGACGACUCCAACUCUCAGUAGGUUUAAUUCUUAACUUGCAAAGAAUUGGGAGAAGGAUUGUAUUUAAAUGACCACAGAGUAUAAUUAAGAAAUUUCAAUGUCUUUCUGCUAGUUCCCAGGAACGGAAGCAUUUAGUUAAUUAUUUUGCGUGUAAAAAAAAAAAUUAGGUCAACCGAUGAACUCCUAUUAACUCAGCAACCAGACCUUACGCAAAAAAACCAACCAAAAAAACAAGUAAUUUUGGAAAUAAGACAGUAAAUAUAUUAGAUGGACUAUUUAAUUGAAUGUAGAGACAAUUAUUACAGUAAUGGGAUGCCCAGUAAGUAAAGGUGGUUUGCGAAUGUGUCCACACAUCAAACAAGUCAGAAGGACCAACCGCCAUGAAGUCUUGCCCAAAAUCCCUCAGAGAUGGACUAACUAAAUCACGUGUCAAACAUGGGCCCUGCAGUGGAUGACUCCUGGAAAUACUGUCACCUAUGGAUCAAAUAAACGUGUGCCUGUGUUCACGGCCGGUCAGAGCAGAGCUCAUUAAGGUCGCGUGAUGACGUCCAUCCCAUGUCAUAUCAGUUCACUUCAAUAUUGCCAUCGUCAACAUCAAGAGACACCUUUUUUUUUUUUAGCAGAUACGGUUUAGUUUUCAAAUUGAGAGCAGGCGCCAAUUACAUUGAGAUCUAGAUACACAUACGUUUUAGAUUUCUAAAUAUUUGUUUCUUGCAUUGUCUUGUAUGCUAAGGAAGACGUUAACUCGAAACGUUCUUUUUAAUGUUUGUCCUGUCUUUUCUUUUCAAGCCUAAAUGUAUCUUGUUCCACUAAAAUCUCUUUAACUUGGGAAAAAAUUGAGGGUAAAAAAAAAAACGGUGUUUUUUUACGGAGGAAAAAAUAGAAUAAAAAAUAAUUAUAAUUCCGUUUAUAAUAUAAUAACUUAUCUAUUUUAAAAAUAAAUUUAAUAUAAAGUAAAAAAAAAAACACCAUGAAAAGACACGUUAUUGUGGUAUAAGAAGGGAAUCUUUUUUUUUAAAACAAAUUAUUUUACAUGUUUAACAUAGUCACUACAAAUAUGUAUGCCUCCUUCUGGAAAUCGUCACCAAAUAAUAAAAAAGUCAAUGAGUUUAGUUAAUAUUUGAAGUCUGACAAUGUUCAGAAACCGGCAUUAUUUGUUGUGCACUUUUUACCAAUCCUUAAAUUAAAAUCAUCGUUCAUUAAUUUGUUACAAACCACGCACACAAAACCAGUUUAUCUUUAUCGUCACUGUCUUACGUUUUACCCAGAUGACCCCCGUUGUCUCAAUGACCCCAGCGGUAUGAACCCCGACCCCGACAACUGUGCCCAGUUCCUGGCCUGCGUCAAUAUGACUGUGGUGGCCACCAUGGAAUGUCCCACCAACACCCUCUUCUCGACCAGGAACAACACGUGCGAGCUCAGCUUCAUGGUCGCCUCUGAAUGUCGGGAGAGAAGCAUUCCUGGUCACGUCAUUAUUAGUAAGUUUUUGUAUUCCCUAUGUCAACGCUUUCCCCGUCUCUGGGACAGGGGCCUGAAACGAUCGGCCCGUGGAUAUAGUGCAACCAUCCGGAACAGGUUUCCCAAAUGAAAAACUAAGAUUUACGGAAUAAUAUUCUAAACAUGCACUUUUUUUUAUUUACGGACAUUCACUGUUUUUUACGGACAUUCACUAUUAUUUACGGGCAUUCACUAUUAUUUACGGGCAUUCACUAUUAUUUACGGGCAUUCACUAUUAUUUACGGGCAUUCACUAUUAUUUACGGGCACUCACUAUUAUUUACGGGCAUUCACUAUUAUUUACGGGCAUACUCUAUUAUUUACGGGCAUUCACUAUUAUUUACGGGCAUUCACUAUUAUUUACGGGCACUAACUAUUAUUUACAGUCACUAACUAUUAUUUACGGGCAUUCACUAUUAUUUACGGGCAUUCUCUAUUAUUUACGGGCAUUCACUAUUAUUUACGGGCAUUCACUAUUAUUUACGGGCAUUCACUAUUAUUUACGUACAUGCACUAUUAUUUACGGACAUGCACUAUUAUUUACGGACAUGCACUAUUAUUUACGGGCAUUCACUAUUAUUUACGGACAUUCACUAUUAUUUACGGGCAUUCACUAUUAUUUACGGGCAUUCACUAUUAUUUACGGGCAUUCACUAUUAUUUACGGGCAUUCACUAUUAUUUACGGGCAUUCACUAUUAUUUACGGGCAUUCACUAUUAUUUACGGGCAUUAACUAUUAUUUACGGGCAUUAACUAUUAUUUACGGGCACUCACUAUUAUUUACGGACAUUCACUAUUAUUUACGGGCACUCACUAUUAUUUACGGGCAUUCACUAUUAUUUACGGGCAUUCACUAUUAUUUACGGGCAUUCACUAUUAUUUACGGGCAUUCACUAUUAUUUACGGGCAUUCACUAUUAUUUACGGACAUUCACUAUUAUUUACGGACAUUCACUAUUAUUUACGGGCAUUCACUAUUAUUUACGGACAUUCACUAUUAUUUACGGACAUUCACUAUUAUUUACGGACAUUCACUAUUAUUUACGGACAUUCACUAUUAUUUACGGGCAUUCACUAUUAUUUACGGGCAUUCACUAUUAUUUACGGACAUUCACUAUUAUUUACGGACAUUCACUAUUAUUUACGGACAUGCACUAUUAUUUACGGACAUUCACUAUUAUUUACGGACAUUCACUAUUAUUUACGGACAUUCACUAUUAUUUACGGACAUGCACUAUUAUUUACGGACAUGCACUAUUAUUUACGGACAUUCACUAUUAUUUACGUACAUGCACUAUUAUUUACGGACAUGCACUAUUAUUUACGGACAUGCACUAUUAUUUACGGACAUUCACUAUUAUUUACGGACAUUCACUAUUAUUUACGGACAUGCACUAUUAUUUACGGACAUGCACUAUUAUUUACGGACAUUCACUAUUAUUUACGGGCAUUCACUAUUAUUUACGGACAUUCACUAUUAUUUACGGACAUUCACUAUUAUUUACGGACAUUCACUAUUAUUUACGGGCAUUCACUAUUAUUUACGGACAUUCACUAUUAUUUACGGACAUUCACUAUUAUUUACGGACAUUCACUAUUAUUUACGGACAUUCACUAUUAUUUACGGACAUUCACUAUUAUUUACGGACAUUCACUAUUAUUUACGGACAUUCUCUAUUAUUUACGGACACAUUUUAAAUAUACUUCCGGAGCUAUCAACAAAAUUUAAACAAAUCAGAUAACCGCGAACCCGUAUUUUUAUGAUUAUGUCUCUAUUACUCAUGAAUGAGUUUAAUUUAUAACGUCAUAUUUAUUGUGCAUGAUUUUUAUCAGUAUCAGUUUUGAAUUGAUGACCAUACAAAAGUAAGAAAAAACAUCACAAAGGUGGAUAUGACAUGUUCAAUGUCUCAAUUUUGUGUACGAGCACCCUUUAAGUCCUUACGAUCAAGUCAUUUUAGAUCAACUUUUUAAGAAUCGCCGGAACGUUAAGGACAGUUGGCAAUCCUGCCUCCAAGGUUUAGAGCACUGUUCUUAUGCAACAUGGCUUGGAGUUAGACCGUAUAAUAGGGAGCCACUUUUAAUGUUAAAGUAUGUCUGUGCAGCCCGUUGGACUAAAGCCACACUUAAUGUUUAAGUAUGUCUGUGCAGCCCGUUGGACUAAAGCCACUUUUAAAGUUAAAGUAUGUCUGUGCCGUCCGUUGGACUAAAGCCACUUUUACUGUUAAAGUAUGUCUGUGCCGUCCGUUGGACUAAAGCCACUUUUACUGUUAAAGUAUGUCUGUGCAGUCCGUUGGACUAAAGCCACACUUAAUGUUUAAGUAUGUCUGUGCAGCCCGUUGGACUAAAGCCACUUUUAAAGUUAAAGUAUGUCUGUGCCGUCCGUUGGACUAAAGCCACUUUUACUGUUAAAGUAUGUCUGUGCCGUCCGUUGGACUAAAGCCCUACUUAAUUUUGAAAUUUGUCUAUGCAACCCGUUGUACUAAAGCCAGGUUUAUUGUAAAAUUAUAUCUGUACAGCCCGUUGUACUAAAGCCCUACUUAAUGUUUAAGUAUGUCUGUGCGGUCCGUUGGACUAAAACCCUACUUAAUUUUGAAAUAUGUCUGUACAGCCCGUUGUACUAAAUCCAGGUUUAAUGUAAAAGUAUGUCUGUGCAGCCCAUUGUAAUAAAGCCAGGUUUAAGGUAAAAGUACGUCUGUACAGCCCGUUGUACUAAAGCCCUACUUAAUGUAAAAGUAUGUCUGUGCAGACCGUUUGAGUAAAGCCACACUUAAUGUUUAAGUAUGUCUGUGCUGCCUGUUAGAUCACCGAAUUAUCCCCAAGCACCACUUUGGCUUAUAUGAGUUUGAUCCCCUAUUUCAGGCCAGCCAUUGACUAAUACCUUUAUCCGAAAUGCAUGGAGAGGCUUGCAUUCCAAAUCAAUUGAGAUUCAUUUAUUUAGGGCUUUGUUUAAUAUCACGUGAAAAAAUACAUUAAAAGGAAAAAGAAUGCACUGUUGUUCAUGACGCUGACACAUAUUUUUGUACAGCUUAAAAGUUGCACAUUUGACAUUUCCAGUUAUUAUUAUCAUUUUAAAAAAAAAAUUAUUUCGAUUCAAAUCUUUCCAAACAAUCCGAUAAAACCACGACUUUAUAAUUAUAUAAACUCUUGAUUGAAAGGCUAAAUUGUUGACAUUCUAAUAAAUCUUGUCAUAGCUAUGAAAAAACAAACAAAAAAAAACAACAACAAACAAACAAGCAAUGUAACUUUACAUUAUCUUUACAGCCACCGCCAGCCCCAUUGUUGACAAACCUUGUGAAGUAACUUUACAUUAUCUUUACAUUAUCUUUACAUUAUCUUUACAGCCACCGCCAGCCCCAUUGUUGACAAACCUUGUGAAGUAACUUUACAUUAUCUUUACAUUAUCUUUACAGCCACGGCCAGCCCCAUUGUUGACAAACCUUGUGAAGUAACUUUACAUUAUCUUUACAUUAUCUUUACAGCCACCGCCAGCCCCAUUGUUGACAAACCAUGUGAAGGAACAUCGAAUGGCGAUGUCGGUGACCCGACCCACUGCGCCAGAUUCUACAAGUGUAACUACGGCAGAGUUGUCGCACGCAUCCGUUGUCCCAGCAACAGCGCGUUCAACGAGGAAAAGAAGAAAUGUGAUUGGCGCGCAAACGUCGACUGUGGCGCCAGACCGAUCUUUUGAUGUGGCUCAGUUCUGUUUGACAUAAUGUGUUCCUGGCUGAUGCGCCCAGUGUUCAUCUCUGUAGUAAACCUGUGGUCUUGGAAGUUGAUGGCCUGCUAAGCACUAAUCGGCCAUUUCUUUCCGUGUUAAUUAACAUUGUACAUUUCAUGAAGUAAAAAAAAAAAAUAUUAAAAAAUCUCAACAUUUGACAGAGAAAUUCAUGGGAAUAAAAGACACAAACAUAGUUUAUACGAACUGCUGCAGGAAUUAUAUACAAUGUAUAGAAAAUUAAAAUAAUAUAAAAAUAGCAACAACAAAAAAAAAAGAUAAAAUUAUAUUUUAUUCUUCUUAUUUUUAUGUAGACGACUUGGCUGGCAGGCGGUUUAUGCUAAUUAUAAUGUGUACCAAUCAUACCCUUACAACCAUUGGAUUGUAUACGUUAGUCUAAUACAACAGCAUCAUAUCAUUGUAGAUUAAUAACAAGACUUUUCAUUUCUGGGGAAAAAAUUGACAUUAGAGCAGUGCCGUAUCAACGCUACAAUUCAUUUUCUUAGAUUUUAAAAUAUCGAUAAUUGUUUUAAAAAGAGAUAUUUCAACGUGGACUUUGAACAUAAUACAAUUAAAUUUUGCAUUUAUCUGAGAAAGAAAUGAAAAUAUAGGAACAUGUCUUGCCUGUUUGAUCAUUUUUACCGCACAAAAAGGCCUCAAGGACGCAUCUGACGUGAUUCAAGCAAUCACUGAGGCUGUUAGGCCGGGGCUUAGUUUGUUCAGUGCUAACCAUUUCCAACGUGGUACUUAAGUUUGUUGAUACAGGACAGACGAGUGUGGUAUAAGAAUGAGGUUGGUAGGUGGUGACUUGAUUUAUGCACUUUCUAACAACGCUGAUAUGUACAGACAAAGAUGUAAUUUUAUUAAUAAAAUUACAACAACAAAAAAUAAAUAAUUUCUAUUUACUGAUCAGUACACAUGUUAUGUUUCUAUACUCCCAUAUUUUGACAACAUUGUUGACUUUCUGAACAUUUUACAAGCCAAUAAAUUUACAACGGAUACAAUUUUUUGAACAAUGUCUUGUUUAACAUUAUUUGAAACAAAUAAAAAUUAUUU